UCCAGACAAAUUCCUCCCUUGAUGAGCAGAAAGCUGGUAGCUCUAGUGUUAAACUCUAAGUAGGGCCACCGGGGCCAAGGAGAAAGACAGGACCACGGUGUGAGUGUAAGUGGAGCUGGAAUCUUGCCCCUGCUGCAGAGGGAGGCACUGGCAGCCAUGAAGAGACUUCUGCUCGCUUCAAAAGCUGUUGCUUUGCUGGGUUUCACCAGAAGAGGGUAGAGUUUGGGAAGGACUCCUCGCAGCCUGGGCUCCCUAUUGUGUUGGGAAACUGCAAAGGGAAAACAAGCACAAGUUUCUCCUCUGCACGCUUGCACCGACUGACUAUGUGCAAGAGUCAGCAGAUAAACUCUGGAAGAUCUUAAAGUAAAACGAAAACGGACAGAGAAACAAAAUUCAAAAGCAGCUUUCUAGGGAAAUCCGUGGAAUCGAAGAGAGAAACGGCAACAGUUUUCUGUGGGCUCACCCUGCUGAUUGUCUCUCUGAGAACUGUCACUCACUGCACGUUGCAUUAAUCAGAGCGCAGGAUUUAUUUCUCUGCCGUGACUUCCACCCUGUGAAUAAAUAUCACUUUUAGAGAGAGAAUGGGACCUGAAAAGACUCUCGAGCACUGAGCAGAGGGGUGAGUUUUAUUAAAUGGUUUCUUCUCUUUCAAAUCUGCUGGAGCUUUCUAACAUCCUGCUUGCAGGCACAGCAGCCCGAUGACUUGUCUUUUCCCUGCGGCUUGUUGCAUAUCUCACGAGGCUUUCCUGACCGCAGGUUUAUCUCUGUAACCUUUCCCACCACCACUCCGGGUCAGUUUGGUAACAUUUGUAGUAGAGCUGACUCGGUGCCGAUUUGCUUUCAUGAGAAAUUAAAACCACAAAGCUUUGAAACCAAACAACAGGCUGAAAAUUAAGUAAAAUCCAAUAUAAUUAAAAUGGCAGGUGACUCUAGGUUUCCAGAUGUAGACAAUGAUGGAUCAGAAAAAAAUGAAGAAACAGAGAUUGUAGUCAAUGUCGGUGGGGUAAGGCAGGUGUUCUACGGAGAUAACCUGAAUCAAUACCCAGAAACACGGCUGGCAGAGCUGAUCAACUGUUUAUCGGGGGGAUACGAUAGCAUAUUCUCCCUCUGUGAUGACUAUGAUCCCGGAAAGAGAGAGUUUUACUUUGACAGAGAUCCAGAUGCUUUCAAAUGCAUUAUUGACGUGUACUACUUUGGGGAAAUUCACAUGAAGAAAGGAAUAUGCCCCAUAUGUUUCAAGAAUGAAAUGGAAUUUUGGAAAGUGGAUCUGAAAUUUUUGGAUGACUGCUGCAAAACUCAUCUAAGUGAAAAAAAGGAGGAACUGGAAGAAAUAGCUCGAAGGGUGCAACUGAUUCUGGAUGACUUGGGAGUAGAUGCCUCACAAAGUCGCUGGAAAAGGUGCCAAAAAUGCAUCUGGAAAUUUCUGGAGAAGCCAGAAUCGUCCUACCCAGCUCGAGUGAUCGCUGUUCUGUCCUUUCUGUUUAUUUUGAUAUCCUCCAUCGUGAUGUGUGUGGGAACCAUCCCCGACCUGCAGGUCGUAGAUGAAGAGGGGAACCGUAUGGAGCACCCGACCCUGGACAGCAUAGAGACAGCCUGUAUAGGCUGGUUUACCAUGGAGUACGUGCUGAGGCUCAUCUCCUCUCCCAACAAACUCCACUUUGCCCUGUCUUUCAUGAACAUUGUCGAUGUGCUAGCAAUACUUCCUUUCUAUGUCAGCCUGACCUUGACACACUUGGGAGCCAAGCUCAUGGAGCUGAGUAACGUCCAGCAGGCUGUCCAGGCCCUGCGCAUCAUGAGGAUUGCGAGGAUCUUCAAGCUCGCACGGCACUCCUCGGGGCUCCAGACUCUAACCUAUGCCCUGAAACGCAGCUUUAAGGAGCUCGGGCUGCUCCUCAUGUACUUGGCCGUUGGAAUCUUUGUCUUUUCUGCCCUGGGUUAUACCAUGGAGCAAAGUCACCCUGAAACUUUAUUUAAAAGCAUCCCUCAGUCAUUUUGGUGGGCAAUCAUUACCAUGACCACAGUUGGAUAUGGAGACAUAUACCCUAAAACAACACUAGGAAAACUGAACGCUGCCAUCAGUUUUCUUUGCGGGGUGAUCGCAAUCGCCCUUCCCAUCCAUCCCAUCAUUAACAACUUUGUCAGGUAUUAUAACAAACAGAGAGUUUUAGAAACAGCUGCCAAGCACGAAUUGGAACUGAUGGAGCUAAACUCAACGGAGGGGAAAGCUGCAAGCUCCAAAAGUGAACUAGAGGAUCUUGCGAGGGAAGGCAAGGAGGGUCCUUUGCAUAGCAGCCGGCUAAAAGUCUCCCACAGUGACACCUUUAUUCAUCUCCUGUCAGAAGAGAAACACUAUAGGACCAGGCUUCAAAGCUGCAAAUAAACCGUGAGCUGUUGUCAGCGCUGAGCUAUAGGUCGGGACAACCUGACAAUCAACUAUUGAAAAGACUCGUGGGAUCUGUCAGAGUUGGGAGGGAGCACUGCUUUGCUUUUCCAACAUGAAUAUAAAUUAACCCCAUGGUUUCUCCAUCAACAGUUGGUAAGACUUUGCUGUUAUUACCCAAAAUAAAAUAGUAGGACUCCAUUGAGAUCAGACUGCUUAUAAUGAGUGCAUUCCAACAAAAACCAUUCGUAAUCAUUUUAGAGACUGAAAAGUCCUUCCUGAUCAGUAAAUGUUCAAUGACCUGAAUGUGCAGCAUUGCCACAUCAGAACUCUGUACCUGUGACAAUAAAGAGCAGCAUCGCACAGAUUGUGUCUCUCAGGCUGUCUUCAAUGCCUUUGCAGUUAGGAGAACUGCUCCUAAAAAAAUUAAAGCAGCCUCUCAUUCAUAUUAAAUUCAGGUUUACAGCAAAAUGUUAUGAGCAGUUUCAGCCUAGAGAUACUGUGAGUAUGAGUAUAUACCAUGUGCAGAAUAUUAGAGGCAAUGGCUGGUUUAAUUUUUGUAUAAUGCAAUUUGGGGUCAAAAUACACUGUUUGGAUAGGUAUGUGUUACUCUGCAGAAAAAGAAAUAUAAUUUUCAAUGGGACAUGUAUCUAUGUUUUGUGCAGAGAUGGAGAAGAGAGUCAAUGUAUUUUAAGGAGCAAGUUAAAAAAAAUAUUUGUUCAAGUUUUUAAUUACAACAAUCAUUUAUAUAUACAGAAAUCUUUCAGGAAGGAUUUAUAAUUAAUUUUUAAAACUGUAAGUUAACUCAUAGUAUUUUUAAUUCACUAUUAAAGUAAGAGAAGUUUACAGGGGAGUUAAAUUGAGUACUUCUAAAAAAGACACUUUAACUCUUUGAAAGUAAGUGUAGAGAAAGUUUCAAUAAAAGUAGCAUAAUAUCCAA
Molecule: messenger RNA, 3320 nt
Organism: Calidris pugnax (ruff)
Lineage: Eukaryota; Metazoa; Chordata; Aves; Charadriiformes; Scolopacidae
Gene: KCNF1
Product: potassium channel, voltage gated modifier subfamily F, member 1
Exons: 2
Coding region: 917-2380 (487 amino acids)
Biological process (GO): potassium ion transmembrane transport; protein homooligomerization
Cellular component (GO): membrane; voltage-gated potassium channel complex
Molecular function (GO): voltage-gated potassium channel activity
Source: RefSeq, a predicted model, not a curated record